Gopherus flavomarginatus (Mexican gopher tortoise) is the source of this 2396-nucleotide messenger RNA. RefSeq names its product sterol 26-hydroxylase, mitochondrial. Gene Ontology annotation, biological process: cortisol metabolic process; glucocorticoid biosynthetic process; cellular response to peptide hormone stimulus. Gene Ontology annotation, cellular component: mitochondrial inner membrane. The record is from RefSeq and is a predicted model, not a curated record. The coding region runs from base 1 to 1572 and encodes 523 amino acids. The transcript is spliced from 9 exons. NCBI's taxonomy places the organism in Eukaryota, Metazoa, Chordata, Testudines, Testudinidae. Gene Ontology annotation, molecular function: monooxygenase activity; iron ion binding; oxidoreductase activity, acting on paired donors, with incorporation or reduction of molecular oxygen.
AUGGCGGGGCCGGGUGGAGGGCGCAGCGCUGCGGGUCUCGCUCUGCGCCGCUGGCUGCAGCCGCUGGCCGGGGCGUCGCGCCCGGAGCCGGCCCGGCAGGGUCGAGCCAGCGCGGCCGGAGCAGCCGCUGCGGUGCCGGGCGAGCAGCAGCUGAAGGGCCCCGAGGAGCUACCGGGACCGGGGCUGCUCCGCUCCCUCUAUUGGGGAUUCGUGCGCGGCUACCUGCUGCACACGCACCAGCUGCAGGUGAUGUUCCGGAAGGAUUACGGCCCCAUGUGGAAAUCCACCUUUGGGAAGUACAAGAACGUGAACAUUGGGAGCCCGGAGCUCCUGGAGCAGCUGCUGAGGCAGGAGGGGAAAUACCCCAUGAGGAGUGACAUGGCCCUGUGGAAGGAGCAUCGGGAUACCAGGCAGCUGCCCUACGGCCCGUUCACCGAGGAAGGGGAACGCUGGUACCGCCUGCGCCAGGUCCUCAACCAGCGCAUGCUGAAGCCGUCGGAGGCCAUGCUGUACGCGGGGGCCAUCAACGAGGUGGUGUCGGACCUGAUGGCCCGGCUGCAGGCGGAGAGGGUGGGGAGCCCCUCGGGGGUCCUGGUAGAGGACGUGGCCAACCUGCUGUACAGAUUCGCCCUGGAAGGCAUCUCCUACAUCCUCUUUGAGACCCGCAUCGGGUGCCUGGAGCGGGAGAUCCCUGCAGAGACGCGGCGCUUCAUCGACGCCAUCGGCCUCAUGCUGAAGAAUUCCGUCUACGCCACCGUCAUGCCGCAGUGGAGCCGGAAGCUGCUGCCCUUCUGGAGGCGCUACCUGGAGAACUGGGACACCAUCUUUGCCUUCGGCAAGAAGCUGAUUGACAGGAAGAUGGAGGAGCUGGAGGGGCAUCUGGAGCGAGGCGAGCAGGUGUCGGGCUACCUGAGUUACCUGCUGGCCAGCGGCAGGCUGACGCCAGAGGAGGUGUACGGCAGCGUGGCAGAGCUGCUGCUGGCCGGCGUGGACACGACUUCCAACACCUUGUCCUGGGCCCUCUACCACCUGGCCAGGGCCCCAGAGAUCCAGAUCUCCCUGUACCAGGAGGUGAACAGUGUCGUGCCCAGGGAGCAAAUCCCCAGCGCCGAGGACCUGGCCAAGAUGCCGCUGCUUCGGGCCAUUAUCAAGGAAACACUCAGGCUGUACCCCGUGGUCCCCACCAAUGCCAGGGUCAUUGUGGAGAACGAUGUGGUCAUUGGAGGCUAUCACUUCCCGAAGAACACUCUCUUCGUCCUGGCUCACUACGCGAUGGCGCACGACCAGAGCAGCUUCCCGGAGCCCGAGCGCUUCCUGCCCCAGCGCUGGCUCCGGGGCCACGGCUCGGCCCACCACCCCUUCAGCUCCAUCCCCUUCGGCUACGGGGUCCGCGGCUGCCUGGGCCGGCGCAUCGCCGAGCUGGAGAUGCACCUGGCUCUGGCCAGGAUCGCCCGGACGUUCGAGCUGCGGCCAGACCCCCAGGGCACGGAGGUGACGUCUGUCUCUCGCAUUGUCCUGGUGCCCAACAAGCCCAUCAACCUGCAGUUCAUUGCCCGGCAGCCGGGCCCCUGAGCGCGCCCCCCCCGCAUUGCACCUCCCACGCUCUGGCCAGGGCACCGUGUGAGUCCUCCCCUUGCCUGGGCCUUCCGGGCAGGACAGGUCUGCCCUGGGCCCAGCUUGCUCCCCGUCAGGCCCGGGUGAUGGCAGGUGCCCACAGGUCAGGCUGGCGGAGGUGGGGCAGCCGUGGGGUCUCAGUGUUGCUGGAAUCAGGGGGUGUUCCUGGGCCCGUUGCUCUCCAGUGUUACGGGGUGUUGAACAGGGUCUGGGGUUUGCCUGCGUGGCACCGGGCACCCUGGCCAACACCCCGGUCGCCUCUCACUGACGAGCCAGGAGCAGCGGCGCCAGGCCCGGCAUGGGCAGGGUUAAGUCAGGCAUGACUGGGACCAGGAAGGAAAAGGCACCGGGGGUGACUCUCGGCUGACCCCGAGGAGUGGUCAGUGGAGAGCGGCUGUCAGCCCGGGGGGGCUGGAAUACGCCUGGCGCUGGCAGAGGCAGCCAUGGCCACUGGGUCCCUCUGCUCAGCGUGACGAAGGCCGGGGGCCUCCAGUCUCCUUUGGAGGACUCAGCUGGCAGCGAUGGGGGGCCUACCCCCCCUCAAUGCUCUGUCUGCCCAUUAGGCCUAACUGCCCCACACCAAAUAUCUGGCCCCCUCAGGGUGUGUUCACCAGGCCUGAGCUCCCCCGGCCCAGCGGUCCCAGCAGGAGGCAGUUUGCAGGGACUAGUCUGGCCCGUCUUCCUGUGCCCAGCAAGGGCUGAGCUUGCACUGGGGGUAUGUCGGUGGGCCUGGUCAGCACCCCAGCUCCCAGGGAUGGGUCAGGGCCUCCUGCUUCGGGAUG